GAAUCAACCAGGUACCCCAUUGACUCCUACUGCUAAUCUUAAGAUGUUGGUAGCUGCAGCUAAUUCAGCUCUUGAGAUGGAGAAUGCAAAUUCAGCAGCAACCAGUGGCUCCUGUCUCAUUGAUAAUCAUUCUGAUAGAGAUGAUGAGGCUUCAUCCAGGAAAAUGAAAUCUCUAGCUUUACUAUGUAAAAGGUUUCUUCAGGUAGCCGAGGACGAGAUAGGCCCUGGUAAGGAGUUCAGUCUUGAGAUGAUUGCUAAUUCCCUUGGAAUCAAUCGUCGUCGCAUCUACGAUAUAAUUAAUGUAAUGGAAGCACUGGAAAUGAUUUCAAAACAAUCGAAGAACUGGUACCAGUGGCAUGGGCAGAGCAACCUUGUUGCUACUCUAGCUAAGCUAAAAGUAA
Messenger RNA from Amphimedon queenslandica, 401 nucleotides. RefSeq names its product transcription factor E2F7-like. The record is from RefSeq and is a predicted model, not a curated record. Lineage: Eukaryota; Metazoa; Porifera; Demospongiae; Haplosclerida; Niphatidae. Gene Ontology annotation, biological process: regulation of transcription by RNA polymerase II. Gene Ontology annotation, cellular component: RNA polymerase II transcription regulator complex. Gene Ontology annotation, molecular function: RNA polymerase II cis-regulatory region sequence-specific DNA binding; DNA-binding transcription factor activity, RNA polymerase II-specific. The transcript is spliced from 3 exons. The annotation marks the transcript as partial.